Messenger RNA from Pezoporus occidentalis (night parrot), 5320 nucleotides. Its product is annotated as cytochrome b5 reductase 4. The record is from RefSeq and is a predicted model, not a curated record. The transcript is spliced from 16 exons. Gene Ontology annotation, molecular function: oxidoreductase activity; heme binding; FAD binding. The coding region runs from base 73 to 1641 and encodes 522 amino acids. NCBI's taxonomy places the organism in Eukaryota, Metazoa, Chordata, Aves, Psittaciformes, Psittacidae.
CUGCGCCCUGCGCUGGAGCGCUCAUCCCGCCCCCCUGCCCUGCGGGGCGCAGGCCGCAGCUCGGCCGGCAGCAUGCUGAAUGUGCCGCCGCAGGCUUUCCCUGCGCCCAGCUCCCAACAGCGGGCGGCAGCAGGCGGCCGCGCUAAGGUACCUUUAAAGCCAGGAAGGAGUCUUAUGGAUUGGAUUCGACUAACUAAAAGUGGGAAAGACAUGACUGGUUUAAAAGGGAGACUAAUUGAAGUGACUGAAGAUGAGCUUGCUAAGCACAACAAAAAAGAGGACUGCUGGAUAUGUAUAAGAGGAUUUGUAUAUAAUGUCACACCAUAUAUGGAAUAUCAUCCCGGUGGUGAGGAUGAACUAAUGAAAGCGGCAGGAACUGAUGGUACAGAUCUCUUUGACCAGGUUCAUCGCUGGGUCAAUUAUGAAUCGAUGCUGAAGGAAUGUCUUGUUGGGAGAAUGGCUGUCAAGCCUAUUACUGCCCCAAAAGAGAUUACUUCUGUGUCUGAAGAGAAGAAACAGCUUAAUGGUAUGCUUCCUAAGAAGAAAGUACUGUGUACUUCUUCUAAAGAUUUAACUCCAAGUUAUGACUGGUUCCAAACAGAUAGUUUGAUCACCAUUGCCGUAUAUACUAAGCAGAAGGGUAUGAAUGCAGACUUGGUGAUACUUGACUGUGAAGACAAACGAUUAAGGGGAGAGAUAAUCGUGGAUGACUACUCAUAUCUUUUAGAAGUUGAUUUGAGUCAUGCCGUUCAAGAAGACGUGGCUGUAAAUAUUGCUGAAAAAGUUGGGAAAGUAGAGAUUAUCUUAAAGAAAAAGGAUAACGUUCAUUGGAAAAUUCUGGGACAGCCCUUGGAGAAUCAUAAUACAUUUAUGAAACGUACGGACAGAGGACUGUUCUACAGAAAAUGUAAGCUGGUUUCUAAGACGGAAGUUACCCAUGACACCAAGCUCUUCUGCUUACUGUUGCCUGAGAGCACACAUCUCCGUGUUCCCACUGGACAACAUGUUUACCUCAAACAAAUCAUUGCAGGGACAGAGGUAGUAAAACCAUACACACCUGUAUUGCCUUUUUUGCCACUGGAUUUCCAAGAACCAUCUUGCCAUGAUAGUGCACAUAUAUAUUUAAUGAUUAAAAUUUAUCCCCGUGGACUGUUCACACAGGCCCUUGACCAUCUACAAAUUGGAGACUAUAUUUCUGUCAGCAGUCCUGAAGGUAGCUUCAAGAAGUCACAGGUUCAAACUUCAGAAGAGCUGUUUUUAUUGGCAGCAGGCACAGGCUUCACACCAAUGGUUAAACUGCUGAAUUUUGCUCUGACUGAAGUUAAUUGCCUCCGGACAGUGAAGCUAAUCUUCUUCAACAGAACAGAAGAUGACAUACUUUGGAGAAACCAACUAGAGCAAUUAGCUCUUAAAGAUGAAAGGUUUGAGGUUCAAUUCAUUCUCUCACAACCAGUAAGGGACUGGGUGGGUAAACAGGGGAUGAUUUCUUCAUCUCUUCUCUCUGAGUUUGUGAAAAGAAGCAGAAAAGACUCCAAAGUCCUUAUCUGCAUCUGUGGUCCAACACCCUUUACAGAACAAGGAGUACAAUAUUUGAAGGAUCUUGGUUACUCCCAAGAAGAGGUGCACCCUUUCACUGCAUAAUCCCAUAGGAGAAGAUUAAUGUUUGUAUAAUUCAAUGUUAUUUAUUUACCUUCAUGAAUUUAAAUAAGUGAGAAGCAAUUUUGUAAGACUUGAAAUCUCGCUCUUGGUACCAAACUGUUUCUCAGAAGUAAUGUAUCUUUGAAAAAAAUUUAUAAUGUGUUUUAUCUUGGUUUUGUAAAUAUUUUUGCUAAUACUUAAGUCAUCCAGGGUAUUAAUUUAUUAAAGAGGCAAGCAAAAAUGCAUAGUGUACAUUAUGUAAGAUAUUUCAUGGUUUUGGUUCAUGAGAAUUCUUAAAUUUAUUAGAAGCACUGAUUUCAGGUUUGAAUUGAAAAAGAUUAUUCUUUCUUACUGUAAAAGGUCUUAAGAGCAAUACUGUCUGAAAUGAAAUAUUGCACUGUAACUCAGGUAACUGGUCAUUGAAAAAUGUUCUUUUUCAUCUGAUUUCUCUAUUUGACUUGCAAGUGAUCCAGAUACGUUUUUAGCUUUGUAAGCAAAGAAUAGAAGUACCUUUGGUAAAGUAUAAAAUUUACAUCAAAUAAUAAAAAAAAAUUACAGUUUUACAUCAUGCAUUGUUGUAUUUUUUUUUUUUACUUUUAUAAUGUUAUACAGAAAGGUUUGCACUAGCUUAGGACACAAGCUGAGAACUAAGAACAGAGGUAAACAGCUGUGGCCUCUCACAAAACUUUCUGUGUGGCCUCACUGAUACUGGGCAUCCGCUGUUGUGAGACAUUCUGGGGGUAAAAACUUGACAGUUUAUGCCCUGCAGAUACCACUGUAAGGACCACAGAAGUACUAAAAAUAUUUGAUACAUUGCAGUAGUAUUAAAUGAGGUUAUUUGAAUUUGGGCUUUUUUACUCCACUAUUUAAAGUAUGUUAUCAUGAGGCAUUAAUCUGCUGUCUAAUAAUAGUUUGAAGAAAACAGCAGCAAAGCAGCUACCCCCUUUCUAGAUAUUGUCGGUAAUGUCUGGAGGCAUUGUUUUGUGUGACAUCUAGCACUGUUUACAUCCUCCUAUUAUGUUGAAUAGAUAUUUUUUCUUCCAAAGUAGUAGCCAGACUUGCAGUUGUGGCAUUAAUACUUAAGCAUUCAUGAGAAAAUGUUUUAAUAAUACACUUCAGAAAGGUGAAAUUGAUAGAAGACUUGUAUUAUAGGGUGUUAUACUGGAAGAAGGAAUUCACCAGGUCCUACUGUUGAGGUAAAAAUCAAUUUAAUCUAUUGGUGGUGUAAUUGAUACAAGAAUAAUUUGUGGUGUCGCUAGGAUUUCUAAGAAAUGGGGACAAGUGGGUCUAAACCAUGGGAGGAUAUCCUGAAAUCUCCCUUAAAAUGUGUAUUGAAACACUGAAAGCAGAUGGGAGAGGAUCCUUUAACCAAGGCAAAAUUAGUACAAUAUAGCAAUCAGUGAGGGCCAAUAUAUACAUUGGAAGAGAGAAUGCCCUCCGAGGCUGUCUGGGGAGGGAGCAUUGAAACUUUCCUUAAGUCAACAAUGAGGAGGACCAGGGAAACAGACCCUAGCUGAACCCCUGGUUACAUUUGAACUGGAGAAACAAAAAGUAUUUUUUAUUAGAUACAGGGGCUUCAUUUUCAGUUAUAAAUACCAAGCAAGGUAGUUUAAGCAAAGAAGCUGUGAUCAUUGUCAGUGCGACUGGAAAAAUGGACUUUCUUUAACGCCAUUAAUUUUAAAUUUGGCAAGCAAUAGUUAACUCCUCCGUUUUUAUAUAUGCCUGAAUGCCCAAUACCCCUCCUGAGAAGAGACCUGUUAAGUAAACUGGAUGUUCAAAUCAUAUUUAAAGGGGGAGAAGUACAGUUAUUGGUACCCGAGACUAAAGCCGUCAAGGCAAGGAUUUUUAUGUUGCAGGGAAAAACAGAACCAAAUAAUCUUGAAGGAGUACCAGAGGAAGUAGAAAAUGCAGUAACACCCCUGAUUUGGGCUAGCGGAACUCCAGGAUGUUCCCAACAAGCUCAGCCUGUAAGCAUUACCCUAAAACCUGGAUCGAGAGUGGUAAGACAGAAAAAAAUACCCUUUGAAAUUAGAAGCAAGAAAUGGAAUAAAGGGUUUGAUAGAAAAUUAUAAGAAAUUUGGGUUGUUAAUGGAAUAGGAGUCAGAGUACAGUACUCCUAUCCUGCCUGUUAAAAAAGCCUGGAACAGGCAAGUAUAGAUUAGUGAAGAUCCAGGGACUAUUAAUCAAAUAGUUCAGGAUGUCCACCCUGUCAUUGCCAAUCCUUACACUUUAUUAACAUCCCUCACAGAAAAUCAUCAGUGGUUUAUAGUAAUAGAUGUAAAGGAUGCCUUCUUCUGCAUACCUCUUGAUCAGCAAAGCCAAACCGUUUUCACUUUUGAGUGGGAAAACCGUCAAACUGGUUGUAAGACCUAACUUUCCUGGACUGUUCUAACUGAAGGGUUCAAGAACAGUCCAACAAUAUUUGGAAACCAAGUAGCGAAAGAGAAGUGCAGAAGAAAGAUAAUCCAGAAAGGUUGGUCUUGCAAUAUGUAGAUGACAUUUCGCUGGUGAUGGAAACUAAAGAGAAAUGUGUGGAACUAGCAUUUAGCCUUUGAAUUUUUUGCACCAAGGAACUAAUAAAGUAUCUCGAGAAAAGGCUCAAAUUGUAACAAGUUACCUACCUGGGGUUUGAAAUGAUACCAGGACAGCGGAAGCCACUUGUCCAAACAAAAUACUACAUGGGCUUGGAUUUUAGCCUACUGGUUGGCUUGCUAACUUGUUGCAAACAGUAAUUGUAAUUGUUGUAAUCAUUAUAUUACUUGGGAUUGCUUUAGGUUGUAUUAAGAAAAUCAUCACACAAAAUAUGGCAGGAGUAUAUGUUACUGUUGACAAAACUAAAGUUGAAACAUAUCAAAUGGCUCGAAGGCCUAGAAAAGUUUCAAAAGGGGGGGGAAAUGGUAGGAGUAAAACAGUUUUACCCAUUGUUAGCUGAAGCAAACUGCCAAGUUGAUCUUUAACCAAACAAAACCAUACACGCGUCAAGAAGGCACAAGAGAAAGGGUAAAGAACAUUCUUUGCCUAUCCAGCUCACUGAACUGGGAACCAUUCCUCACAAAGCCAGAAGAGAAGCCAACCUAAGACCAUAAAAGGAAGACAAUGAGAGUUCAGCCGAAGGCCAACAAAGAUACAACCACCUUGGGGCCCUCACCCAAAACAACCUGCGCCUGCUCUAGUGGAUAGUAACCCAUGUUAAUUAGUUCCGGGAAGAAAUUACAAUAUGUGUGAGAUUUCUGGGAGUUACAGUGCAUGUGUAUGAGAGGAAUGCUUAUAAGCAAGAAACCUGUAAGAAUCGGCAUGCACGUUAGGCAGAGCUAUCCCCUGUGCGCUGUAAUAAGUGAUGCCUGCUUCUUAAUGCUACAUCAGUAUAGGAGUUUCAUUUUCAUGACUUUCUGUGACAAAAUUGGUAUCUGACAGUGACUGGCAAUGAUAAAAUGAGCUGUCAUCUCUACAGUGCCCUUUCAUAUAUUGAAGUUAGCAAAGGAUUUGGUUGUCAGUUUUUGCCAAUAGGUAGCAAGUUAUUUCACUAGAAAUGGUGAUAGUGUCAUCAUUUUGUCACCUAGAAGGAUCUGAAUGUUUUCAGUUACAAUUUUGCAAUGGAUUAUUUGGGGUGAUUUGUACUACAAAGCUCUGAACAGGUUUCUGCUGAGCAGAAACAUCAGUGCUAUGCUGGAAAAAAAAACAA